This is a messenger RNA of Bipolaris maydis ATCC 48331, 1575 nucleotides long. RefSeq names its product amino acid/polyamine transporter I. NCBI's taxonomy places the organism in Eukaryota, Fungi, Ascomycota, Dothideomycetes, Pleosporales, Pleosporaceae. The record is from RefSeq and is a predicted model, not a curated record. Gene Ontology annotation, cellular component: membrane. Gene Ontology annotation, molecular function: transmembrane transporter activity. Gene Ontology annotation, biological process: transmembrane transport.
AUGUCGGAAACAAAGGCUGCUGAGGCGGUAGUCUCAUCCCCCAGCAACAGCGAACUCCAGCACGAUGGUGUCAUCUCGGAGAAGAAGGGUACGGUCGGCGACCAGAAGGACAUGUACCGCAUGGGAAAGCAGCAGGAACUGCGACGAAACUUCCGCUUCGUGUCCAUCUUCGGAUACUCCAUGGUCCUCAUGGCAACAUGGGAAACCGUCUUGACUACUCUGAUCAUCCCCCUAACCAAUGGUGGCACCGGUGGCGCCAUCGUAAUGUUCCUCAUCACAGCAGUAUGCAUGGGAUUUGUGAUUGUGUCCAUGGCUGAAAUGGCGUCAAUGGCACCCACCUCUGGCGGUCAGUACCACUGGGUCUCGGAAUUCGCUCCACGAAAACACCAAAAGUUCCUCAGCUAUGUUGUCGGCUGGCUCUGCGUCUUGGGUUGGCAGACGGGUAUCGCGUCCAUUGCCUACCUGGCCGGUGGCCAGAUCCAAGGCCUUGUGAUUCUCAACAACCCCGACUACAUUCCCGAAAGAUGGCACGGCACUCUACUCGUGAUAGCCGUUGCCACAUUCUCCAUCAUCUUCAACACGCUACUAGCUCGCAAGCUUCCCCUCGUCGAAGGCAUUGUCCUAGUUCUCCACAUCUUCGGUUUCUUCGCCGUCUUCAUCACUAUGUGGGUUUUGGGACCACGCAGCCCGGCCAAAGAAGUAUUUGGAGGCUUCCAGGACAAUGCAGGAUGGGGAAAUGUCGGGUUAUCCGUGCUGGUUGGUCAAUUGACACCCAUCUUUGCCCUGCUGGGUGCAGAUGCGGCAACCCACAUGUCUGAGGAGUUGAAAGACGCUUCCUACACGCUGCCUCGCGCCAUGAUUGCCACGGCAGUUGUAAACAGCAUCCUAGGUUUCCUCAUGCUCGUCACCUUUUGCUUCUGCCUCGGUGACGUGACCACCGUCAUCAACACGCCAACCGGCCAACCCCAUAUCCAGGUUCUGUACAACGCAACCAAAUCAGUCACAGGCGCUACCGUCCUCGCAUCGAUUACUACCAUCAUGGCUGUCUUUGGCUGCGUCAACAAUGUUGCUACAUGCUCGCGCCAGCUCUUCGCCUUUGCCCGCGACAACGGCGUCCCCUUCAGCGCUUUCUUCUCCCGCGUCCAGCCCGGAUGGGACAUUCCUCUCAACAGUGUUCUCAUGUCUUUUCUCAUCGCUUGUCUGCUUUCCCUUAUCAACAUUGGCAGUUCCGUUGCCUUCAACUCUAUCGCCUCACUCGGCACAUGCGCGCUGCUAUCAUCCUACAUUAUUAGCAUUUCGUGCAUGUUCAUCAAGAGGUGGAACAAUGACCCCCUGAUUCCGUGCAAAUUCUCUCUCGGACGCGCUGGUAUCUGGAUCAACGGCAUAUCUAUCGUGUAUCUGUGUAUCGCGCUUGUAUUUGUCUUCUUCCCUACUUUCCCUCACCCAACCGCUGCGCUCAUGAACUGGAACAUCUUGAUCUACGGCGUCGUUGUCAUCUUUUCGUUCAUUUACUUUGCGAUCAAGGGGCGCAAGGUGUAUGUUGGACCUGUUGAGUAUCUCAACAAGGAUUUGUAG